AUGGCGCCAACAGACCCCAAGAAGGCAGAAGAGCCCAAGACGGGUCCGCCCAAGCUCUCCGAUGUCAAGGAGCUGAUCGAUGAGAGCACCUUUGAGCAGAUCCUAGAGAUGGACGAUGAUGACGACCGUGAUUUCAGCAAGGGUAUUGUCUAUGGGUUUUUCGACCAGGCACAUGCUACUUUCGAGAAGAUAGAGAAGGCGAUUGCGGAUAAGCAGCUGGAGGAACUGUCACAGCUGGGCCAUUUCCUGAAGGGAUCCUCAGCUACACUGGGUCUCACGAACGUUAAGGACGGGUGCGAGAAGAUCCAGCACUUCGGCGCCGGCAAGGACGAGGCCGGCACCACCGACGAGCCUGAUGAGAACGUUUCUUUGAAGAACAUCGACAACACCCUCCAAGAGGUCAAGGUUGAGUUUGUCAAGGUCGAGAGGUUUUUGCGCCGUUUCUAUGGCGAGGAACUGAAGGACGAGCCCGAGGUGAAGGAGGAAAGAAGGAGGAAAAGGAAGAAAAGGAAGAAAAGGAAGAAAAGAAGGAAGUAG
This is a messenger RNA of Penicillium cosmopolitanum, 537 nucleotides long. Its product is annotated as Hpt domain-containing protein. Bases 1 to 537 code for a protein of 178 amino acids. Gene Ontology annotation, biological process: phosphorylation; phosphorelay signal transduction system. NCBI's taxonomy places the organism in Eukaryota, Fungi, Ascomycota, Eurotiomycetes, Eurotiales, Aspergillaceae. Gene Ontology annotation, molecular function: protein histidine kinase binding; histidine phosphotransfer kinase activity. Gene Ontology annotation, cellular component: nucleus; cytoplasm. The record is from RefSeq and is a predicted model, not a curated record. The transcript has 3 exons.